Messenger RNA from Colletotrichum higginsianum IMI 349063, 966 nucleotides. Its product is annotated as Secreted protein. The coding region runs from base 1 to 966 and encodes 321 amino acids. NCBI's taxonomy places the organism in Eukaryota, Fungi, Ascomycota, Sordariomycetes, Glomerellales, Glomerellaceae. The transcript has a single exon. The record is from RefSeq and is a predicted model, not a curated record.
AUGUCUUACUUUCUCAUCGCUUCCGGCCUGCUUGCGGGCGUGGCCCAGGCCUACACCCAGGUCAACGUCGCCUCGGCCUUCAUGACCAAGAACAUCGACCCCAUCGUCUUCCCGGGCCAGUACGACAAGUCUCACUUGCACUCCUUCUUCGGCUCCGACGCCGUCACCGUCAACACCAAGACCAGCGCCGAGCUCCAGAAGGGCUGCACCAACGCCGAGAACCCCAACGACCUGUCCGUCUACUGGAUCCCGACGCCCCUCUACACCACGGACGGCGGCAAGACGUACGAGCCCAUGCCCGUGUCGCGCUUCAGCGCCUACUACAACCUCGGCGAGACCCCGGCCGAGGUCGCCAUCCCCCAGGACGUCCAGAUGGUGGCCGGCGACGCCAAUGCCCAGACCAAGUCCGCCAUGCCCGCCGAGGCCCAGGCCGAGUGGUUCUGUGAGAACGGCGGCGGCGAGAGCCUCGACGCCAACGGCUUCCCCAGCUCGACCUGCGGCACCCACCUGCAGCAGCUCCUCUACUUCCCCCAGUGCGUCAACACCGAGACCCUCGAGACGGCCUACAAGGACCGCCGCGGCGGCAGCUGCCCGUCCGGCAUGAAGUCCAUGCCCCAGCUGCGCUUCUCCAUCCGCUACGACCUGCGCAAGGUCCUCCCCAAGGGCUGGAGCGGCACCGCGCCCUUCAAGCUCGCCUGCGGGCCCGCCUGGUGCUCCCACGGCGACUUCAUCAACGGCUGGACCAAGGAGGCCGCCGAGAACAUGGUCGCCACCACCAAGGAGAAGCAGAAGUUCUCCGCCGUCAACGGCGGCCUCGGCGACUACAAGUCCGGUCCCACCUGCAAGUCCGCCGACGCCGACCCCUCCCACGGCACCGGCGACUACGCCGAGAGCGUCGCCGCCAUGAGCAAGCGCGACGUCGAGUCUUGGGGGUGGUCCACCAAGUCGCGCUUCGUCCGCGCCUGA